Molecule: messenger RNA, 2569 nt
Organism: Wasmannia auropunctata (little fire ant)
Lineage: Eukaryota; Metazoa; Arthropoda; Insecta; Hymenoptera; Formicidae
Gene: Miga
Product: protein FAM73B
Exons: 9
Coding region: 88-1638 (516 amino acids)
Biological process (GO): mitochondrial fusion
Source: RefSeq, a predicted model, not a curated record
CAGCAGAUGGCAGGCUUUCACACGACGACGAGGGCUCGGCAAGCAGCACGCGUGAAUUUUUGGUUAACAUUGUUUGUAACAAAGUGAAUGACAAUGUCUCUUUCCAACGUGCGGCAGUUCGUCGGCACGUUAUGUCAACGUUACAUGUUCUCGUUACCGGCAAUAAACCUGUCUCGCACGCAAAAGAUUUUUAUUAUCUGCUUCACCAGUGGCUCAAUAUUACUGGGGGGACUGGCACAGUUUCUGAAGAGACGACGGAGACACCCGAUCGCACCCUCCAGAAGGCAUUACAGAGACUACAAAACUAGAUUAGGAAAUAUCAAGAAUGCCAACUUUGAUGUACUAUCGCAAGCAUCUUGGGCAAGGAGAAGCGAAGCCAGCACUAGAAGUCACAUUAGCGAUCGUGCGUCUCUCAUCUCCUCUGUGCCAGGUGGUCCAGAUGACAGUGAAAGACUUACUCCGCAACAAUAUGGUGUUCUUGGACUCGAGGCGCUGGAGAAGGCCCUUUACUGCUGGGAGGACGCGCUCACCGCGUUCAGUUCGACCCUCGGCAACGACACCCUGGCACUGCCGUCGAAAGCCGACGCGGCGUUCACCGGCGACGUGCAGCAGCUACUCGACAUGGGCUACGAGAUCCAGAGCCACGCGGAGCUGCUCUUCCUCGAUCAACGCUCCGUUUUAUUCCGCAACGACAGCGAGGACAGCCUCGACAAACCUUCGAACAUCGGGACGCGGAUAUCUGGCAUCAGGGAUAAAGCUGACGCCGCAUCCUCGCCCGAAUCGUUUGAAUCUGCACGUGACGGGGUUGCGGAUCUGCGCGAAUUCGAAGAAUUCUCAGAAUUGUUUCCACAUUUUGAGAGGCAAAAGCUUUAUCAUGCUGCUCUGAAACAGUAUGAGGAUAAAGGCAUUCCUUGCAGGAGACUACACACGGAACUCGUGAAGUGUGGAUCGGACGUGGAAUAUUUAGCGAAGGUGUACUGCCUGCGUCAAGCCUAUACAAAAUUAUUUAAUUUACCUACGGCGGCGGCGUAUAUAGUUGACGUGGGUCGUCAAGUCAUUAGCGAUUUAAUUAUGUACGCGGAUAGGGAUCCGAAGGACUACUUGAUGUAUUACGAGCGCAUGCUGGAGUUCCUGCAAGAGCCGCGCAAUCACAGCAUCAUGGAGGAGGAAUUGGCCGCCCGAGGUGUCAAGUGCAUGAACUUCUACGACGUGCUCAUUGAUUUCAUACUCUUAGACGCGUUCGAGGAUGUGGAGAAACCGCCGCAGACCGUCAGAGCUAUAGUUCAGAAUAGAUGGAUCUCCGCCAGUUUUCGGGAAACUGCGAUAGGAACGACGCUCUGGUCCUUCCUGCAGGGCAAAAGAAAGAUGCUGAAAUACGAGCAGGGCUUCUUGGCGCACUUCUAUUCCAUCUCCGAGCAAAUCUCGCCGAUGUUCAUUUGGGGAUUCCUGGGCUCCGAAGAGAGUCUACGUUCCACUUGUCUUUACUUUAGGGAACAAGUAAUCGAAUUUCUCGUAGAUAUAUUUAAUUUCUUCAAGGUACGGUACACCUCUGUCGACGACCUUGCCGUAGAUAUUCUCAGGGAAAUGAAGCUAAGAGUCGAUAAUAUAAAUCAAAGACUGUCAUUAGAGGAUUGCUAGCCAAAUAAAAUACGUUUAUAUGCAGCCAUCUUAAUGCGAUAUGUUGAGUGGUAUUGCAAAUUGGAUUGUAUAUAUCGCGUCCGACAUCUAUGUUGUACAAAAAAAAUGUUAUAUCAAUAUUAAUGAAAUUAAGCCAUAUCUGAUAAGUUGAGUGCAAACGAUGCAAUACAUCAUUGCAUAUUUUAAUUUUCAUCACCGCGCCCAUAAUAAGUAAUUAUUGCAGUAAACACAGUCUGUGAAAUUAUCUUGCGGAGCGAUACCGCGAAGAGAUACUAUGCGUUCUUCCGUUGCCGCUAAUUAGAAUCACGCAUACGUUGUCGUAACAUUUGAAUAUAUCAAAAUUACAUCAACCUUGAAUAAACGUUGAUAGAUUCUAAUGGCUAGUUCUACGAACAGAUGUAUAAAAGAGUUAAUGGAAACGUCUAAUAUAAAUUUAAUAUAAAAAUAAAAAAUCAAAUAAGCUGAAUCUUGUUUAUAUUAAAGUUUGGGAAAUUAAUCCAUUGUGCACAUACGAUUAUAAACACAAUGUUAUUUAUUCUGACAUAACGAAUAUAAUUCGUUAUCAAUCAUCACGCAAUACAAAUUUUGUAGACAUUCUAUAAACCAUUUUGCGAGAUAUGUAAAACAUUAUGACUGUUGCAAUUCUAUUUAUUAUUAAUGUAUAACAGUCUCAUUUUUUAUUUUAUUAUACAAAAGUUUCCUUUUUAAUUUCUUACUUCGCACAUAUUAUUGUAAAACAAUACCUCAGUAAAAUGAUAUCUUUUUGUAUUAUAAAGGAUUAUCAUGCAUGCUUAGUAAAAUCAGUUAGUCAUGAUUUAUGUGAUAAAACCUAGGAACAUUUAAAUGAAAUCAGUAUGUAAUAUAACAUCGUUCGUUAUACAAAUACAAUAAUAUACAUUUCCUUACAAUUAGUCGAAAAAAUACCGUUUCU